AUGGGUGUUGAUAUUGAAAUCUUCGGUAUGGAGGGUAUCCCCGCGGAUGUCCUCAAGGCCCAUCAGCAGCGUGUCGCUUCACAAUUUCAGCAGGCCGAGCUAGAUCGCCAGCAUGCGACAGGCAAUCCUCCAACUGGCGUCUCUUCUGGCGGCCAACCGGCGAAGAAGCCCAAGCUCGAACCUGUCUCAGACCUUAAAAAGCGACUGGCUGAGCACAAGGCCAGACGUGCGGAGGCGCUUGCCGGAGGUAGCAGCGGCGACGUGACACCCUCUAGUGCCGUUCCGUCUACAUCAACACCUGGUGGAUACGCGCCAUCCCCUCAGGUCGCAGCCACUCCGCAAUAUUCUUACCCUCAGCCCUACGGUGGGCCCCCCGCUGGUGUGACACCUCAUUUCUCGCAAACUGGCAGUCCUGUCUAUUCAAGCUACUCCCCAGUUGGUGGACAACAGGUCCCUGGUGCCUCGCCGUACACCCCAUCCGGGUAUCCCUCGCCAUUCCCCGCCGGACUUCCUGCACAGCCACCAGUCUCCUACGGGGCUCCUCCUUUCCUUCAGCAACAACCUCCACCAUCCGAUAACAGAUUUACGGGCCUACCGGCCGCCUCAAACCUUCCUCAGCGUCCUGCCUUUGCUGUGCCUUCAGUUAACGCGCACGAAAUGCAACAAAUGCACAUGGGACACGUCCCGGCCCCCACCCCCGCAACUUCGGGUUACUCUAAUGCAUCCAGCGCUCAACCAACUGAGAAUGUCUCCACGGCUGUUGACAGUCAACUUUCAGGCGCAGCCAAUGACAUGGCAUCCAAGACAGAGGGUAUCAACAAACCCAAGAAAGAAAAGGCCAAGCCCGCAGUCCGAUUGGUUUACAAUGAUGACACGCUUAGUCCGGAGGAGAAAAUGGCGCAGCUACCUCGAUAUGCGUACGUUCCCGACAAAAGCACGCAAACCGUCCUCGGCGAGCUACCCGGCAACGCAAUCGUGGGCGCCAUUCAAGAUUCCGACACGGUGAUCGAUCCGGCACAUUAA
Molecule: messenger RNA, 1023 nt
Organism: Penicillium verrucosum
Lineage: Eukaryota; Fungi; Ascomycota; Eurotiomycetes; Eurotiales; Aspergillaceae
Product: putative C2H2 finger domain protein
Exons: 2
Coding region: 1-1023 (340 amino acids)
Cellular component (GO): nucleus
Source: RefSeq, a predicted model, not a curated record